Molecule: messenger RNA, 509 nt
Organism: Gongylonema pulchrum
Lineage: Eukaryota; Metazoa; Nematoda; Chromadorea; Rhabditida; Gongylonematidae
Source: the annotation of a GenBank genome assembly
UUGAAAAGACGUGUGCUUUCAGGACAUCCCAAUCUCAGGGCAUUCAUAUCACACUGUGGACAGAACAGCCUAACUGAAAGUGCUCAUGCAGGAGUGCCGCUUAUUUGCAUUCCAUUGUUUGGUGAUCAGAUGAGGAAUGCAAAAACUGCCGAAAAACGACAAACUGUCGUGCUUCUGCAUAAGCACGAAAUUUCAAAGGAAAUGUUGAUCAGUGCUCUGAAUGAGAUUUUAUACGGGGCAAAGUAUCAGAAAUCAGCUAAGUUGUUGGCGCAGAUGAUCCGCGAAAAGCCAUUUCCUUCGAAAGAACGACUUCUGAAGUACACGGAAUUCGCAAUCAAAUAUGGUCCAAUUGAAAAUUUCGAUUUAGCGGCCAAUAAGCUUACAUUUUUUCAAUACUAUUUGAUUGAUAUCAUUGUGCCUGCAAUUCUUGUUCCAUUUUUGCUCGGAUAUUGGUUUCUGAGGGUUCUUUCAUUGUUUUUGUUACGUGGAAAGUUUAAAAUUGAAUGAAA